AUGGGAAGAGGAUCCUCGAAAACAAGCACGAAAGUGCUCCCACUGAUUCCCCUUGCGCCGCCCCUCGCCGUGCUACCCAACACCACGCUUAAGAUCCCCAUCACCAACCGCUCCGAUGUCGCCGCCAUACUUGCGAAGAUUUAUAGCGUCAGUCCGACGGCGAGACCGGAUGCGUCGAUUACGGUGGCGUGUGUGCCGUUGAAUUCGAGUACUGUGAGCCCGGAUGGGCAGCUGUUGAUUGACGAUGCGAGGAGGGGGGACAAGACCAUGUAUGAGAGUGACCCCAUACGCGCGUCUAAGAAGGAUAUCUUUGGCUGGGCUUGUGUGGCCAAGGUUAGUGGGGUGCAGGGGCGGAAACAGGGCGACUUGUGCCUUGUUGUUGAGGGGCUGGAGAGGGUGCAGGUCGUGGAUGUUGUACAGGAGAGACCGUAUUUCGAGGGGGAGUUGGUCGCGGCAGAUGAAUAUGUCGACAUUGCCAGUUCAGACCUCUUGAACCAGUUUAACCUCCUCAAGCAGCUGUCGCGUGAGCUGCUCGCCCUCGUCCGGCUUUCUGCUAUCCUACCGCGCACGCCGCAGGUCACACUCUCGCCGAUUGUCGCGCGAAGACUCGAAACGUUCAUCACGAGGAAGGAUCUGUCCGAGGCGGGCGCACUGGCGGACUUUAUGGCGAAUGUCGUCGACUGCACACAUGAGGAGACGCUGCGCGUGCUGGCAGCCGUGGAUGUCAAGGAGAGAGUGGACAGGGUGAUUGAGAUUCUUCAACGCCAAAUCAACAAUAUCCAAGGCAACACACGAAUGACGAUUACAACCACACAGGCACCGACGACUAGUUUGGACAUGGACACUCUACGACGGUUACAGCAGGAGGUGCUCACAAGACGGGGGAAGACAGGAGGUGGUCUGCCUGCUGGCUUCCCCGGCGGCUUCCCAGGCGGCGGCCAACAACAGGCGGGCGAGGAAGAGCCCAACGAGAUUGAAGAGUUGAAGAAGAGGCUGGAGGAUGCUAAGCUAUCACCAGACGCGAACAAGGUGGCACAGCGCGAGCUUUCGAGAUUGCAGAAGAUGAACCCCGCACAGGCUGAGUACCAGGUCUGCAGAAACUACCUCGAGAACCUCGCCGAGAUACCGUGGUCCAAGACGACGGUCGACCAGCUAGACGCAAACACACUGGUGAGGGCAAAAGAGCAACUCGAUCAUGAUCACUUUGGUCUGGAGAAGGUUAAGAAGAGGCUGUUGGAGUACUUGGCGGUUCUCAAGCUCAAGGAGCAGGCGAACAGGGGCAUUGACGAUCAGAUCCGCGCCUUGACCGAGACUGGUGAAGCCAAGGAGAAGGAGCAGGCUCCGGAGGAGAAGGUCGCAAAGGAGCCAACAGAGGCUGAGAUGCGGCUGUUGGAGAAGAAGCGCAUGGUGGACAAGUCGCCGAUUCUGUUGCUGGUUGGUCCUCCGGGUGUAGGAAAGACGUCGCUGGCCAAGUCGGUCGCUACAGCACUUGGUCGCAAGUUCCACCGCAUCUCACUCGGUGGUGUACGCGACGAGGCGGAGAUUCGUGGUCAUCGCAGGACCUAUGUCGCCGCCAUGCCUGGACUCAUCGUCAACGGACUAAAGAAGGUGGGCGUUGCAAACCCCGUGUUCCUCCUCGACGAGAUCGACAAACUGGGCAUGAUGAACCACAACGGCGACCCGGGCGCAGCCAUGCUCGAAGUCCUUGACCCCGAACAAAACCACACCUUCACCGACCACUACGUCAACAUCCCCAUCGACCUCUCCAAAGUCCUCUUCAUUGCCACGGCAAACUCGCUCGACACCAUCCCCCCACCGCUCCUCGACCGCAUGGAAACCAUCCAACUCUCGGGCUACACGACGCUCGAAAAACGGCACAUCGCCGCCCGCCACCUCAUCCCAAAGCAAAUCACAACCAACGGCCUCCACCAAGAAAACAUCAACAUCCCCACCGACGUCCUGGACAAAAUCAUAACGUCCUACACGCGCGAAUCGGGUGUCCGCAACCUCGAGCGCGAAAUUGGGUCUGUCUGCCGUUCCAAAGCCGUAGAAUACGCCACCGCAAAGGACACAAACACGCUCGCUGCAUACACGCCGACCGUCACGCUCGAAGACCUCGACGCCACUCUCGGCAUCGAAAAAUUCGCAGAGGAACUCACCGAGCAGUCGUCGCGACCGGGCGUCAUCACCGGUCUAGUGGCGUACAGCACCGGUGGCCAGGGCUCCAUCUUAUUCAUCGAAAUCGCCGAUAUGCCUGGUACGGGCCGCGUGCAGUUGACUGGUAAACUGGGCGACGUACUAAAAGAAAGCGUGGAGGUAGCGCUUACCUGGGUGAAAGCCCACGCGUUUGACCUCGGUCUUUGCGCUACUCACGAUGAGGAUAUUAUGAAAAACAGGAGUAUCCACGUUCAUUGUCCGUCGGGUGCGAUACCGAAGGACGGACCCAGCGCUGGUCUCGCGCAUACGAUUGGCCUUAUCAGCCUUUUCAGCAACCAACCUGUCCCGCCUACGCUCGCUAUGACGGGUGAGAUCUCGCUCAGGGGUCGCGUGUUGCCGGUCGGCGGUAUCAAGGAGAAGUUGAUUGGUGCGUUGGGUGCAGGCGUCGAGCGUGUGUUACUACCUGAGGGCAAUCGCAAGGACGCGAGGGAGUUGCCGAGAGAGGUUACCGAGGGGAUUAAGAUUGAGUUUGUGGGGCAUAUUUGGGAGGCGUUGGGACGGGUCUGGCCAGAGAGGUGGGAGGGACGGGAGGGGGGGUGGGAGAGUAGGUUGUAG
Pyrenophora tritici-repentis Pt-1C-BFP is the source of this 2772-nucleotide messenger RNA. NCBI's taxonomy places the organism in Eukaryota, Fungi, Ascomycota, Dothideomycetes, Pleosporales, Pleosporaceae. The record is from RefSeq and is a predicted model, not a curated record.